Molecule: messenger RNA, 3401 nt
Organism: Phyllostomus discolor (pale spear-nosed bat)
Lineage: Eukaryota; Metazoa; Chordata; Mammalia; Chiroptera; Phyllostomidae
Product: paraneoplastic antigen-like protein 8A
Exons: 2
Coding region: 366-1724 (452 amino acids)
Source: RefSeq, a predicted model, not a curated record
GGGGGGCUCCGAGACGGCACAUUUCCAGGGCCGCGCUAGGCGAGCGGAGGCGGGGUUGGCAGAUCUUGGGCAGCGGGCGAAGAGCCAGGCCCCCGGGAGGGCCGAGCGCGGUUUCUGACGGAUGCGCGGACACGUGUGAGCAUCCUGGGCCCGGUUCGCGAGGAGGGCCCCGGGAAAGCGCGAGGCCUUCGGGCGAUCAGCUGCGGAGGGGCCCCUAAGGUCGUUGAGCCUGGCUGUCUUCCUGGGAAUCUGACCUCCCUCUCUUGUCUCCGUACAGGAUUAGUAUUUGGGGACUCCUGCAGCCCCAGUCCACCUGGUAGACUCUUCAUUACACGUGGAAUUGGAGCUGGCGGGUGAUUGCGACCAUGACGAUGAACCUGUUGGAGGACUGGUGCUGCGGGAUGGAUGUGGACAUCCACAGGUGCCUCUUGGUCACGGGCAUCCCGGAGGACUGUGGCCAAGCGGAAAUCGAGGAGACCUUGAACGGGGUCCUCUGCCCACUGGGCCUGUACCUCGUGCUCAACAAGAUCUUUUUGAGGGAAGAGAAUGCCAAAGCCGUCCUGAUUGAGGUAGGCGAGGGUGUGAGUCUCAGGGCCGUACCCCGGGAAUUUCCGGGAAGGGGAGGGGUCUGGAGAGUGGUCUACAGAGACCCCACCCAGGAUGCAGAGUUUUUAAAAAACCUGAAUGAAUUCUUGGAAGCCGAGGGCCGCACCUGGAAGGACGUGGUUCAUCUGCUCCAGCUCAGCAACUGUCCACUGCCCCAGAGCCAGAAUCCGCCUGCAGAGAACUGGCCAGAAGCUUUAGGGGUGUUCCUGGGGGCUGUGGUGCAAAUCAUCUUCUACUUGGAUGCAGAGAUCCGCAGCAGGGAGGAAGCUAGGGCCCAGGAGGCCACUAAGUCCUACUCGAUGGCAGCAGCAGCAGCUUCAGGAGCUGGGAGGAAGGUCAAGAGGGAGCCAGGCAGGGCUGCGGAGGUGGGCUCUGCCCUGAAGGUGGAGAACGCAGACAGCUGGAAUGACACGGAAAAUGAAGGUGACCCUCCCAAACCUUUGGUUCGUAAGGCUGGAGCCAAGACUCGCUCCAGGAGAAGGAAGCAGAAGAGAAACCCCAAGCAGGGACCAGUGCCCUGGAAGAAACUGAGAGGCUAUCAUUCCAACACCUUGGCUUCCUUGGAGGAUCCUAAGACUGAUGAUGGUGAAAAUAGGGAGGUGUCCGAAUAUACCAGAGGUAACAGAAAGCCCUGGGUGAGGCAGGAGGAGUCGGCUGUGAAGAAGCCUGAGGAGAAAUGGUCUCGGAAGUCUCCCAGACAGGUGCCUCAGGACACCGGGGCAGCAGCUGCCUCUGAGUCAGACCAAGAUGGUGGUGGUGAGGGCCCCCUGAGGAAGAAGGGCUGGGCUUUGGCAAAGAGCCCUGCCCUCAUGAGGAAGAAAAAGAAAGUGAGCUUGGGCCCCGUCUCUUAUGUCCUUGUCGAUGUGGAAGAUGCCAAGAAGACGCCAUUGAUUCCAAAGCAAGGGCCACGCUGGAGAAGGGGGGUGUCAGUCCAGAGGGCCCCUCGAGGCUCACAGCCUGCUGCCCAGUCACCAGCCCCAGCGUCACAGGGUGCGAAGGCCAAGCCAGAAGGCUCUGCUCAUGAACCCAGGAAACUGAGUUGGGGGACCACGGAGCUGAUAGAAGACCAAGGGAAGAGUUUCAAUUUGGGAACGAAGCUUUCUCUUGUCAUUGAAUGAUCCAAGACUUUUGACUCACUUAGUUACCCGCUUUGUUUUGUGUUUUUUUUUUUUAUCUUCACUUGAGGAUAUGUUUAUUGAUUUUAGAGAGAAAGGAAGGUGGGGAGAGAAAGAGAGAAACUUUGAUGUAAGAAAAACUUUGAUCAGUUGCUUCCCAUAUGCGUCCUGAGUGGGGAUGGAACCUGCAACCUUUUGGUGGCACGGGCGGCACUCCAACCAGUUGACCCACCCGGCCUGGGCAGGGGCCCACUGUGUAGAGAUCUGGCUUUCAGGCAACUGCUACAUGAGCUCUUAGGUGGGAGGAAUUGAGGGAGGGAGGUAUACUUUUUUCCCCGGUUAGGCCUGCUUUCUCACCACCUCCUAAACUCACCUUGGAAGCUGGUGAGUCAGUAAAAACGGGGAAAAUUCUAGAACACUUAUCUUGAUACAUGGGCAGGGUCACUGUUACGCUUCUCCCCCAUUCCCUGCUGCUUCUGAGGGGUCGGCUGCGGGGCAGGGCCUGGCUUCCUUGUUCCUCCCAGUCUUCAACGUCCGCCCACCAGUCAUCUCACCAGAGGGUGGUAGGGUCCCAAGAGUUAGUUUUGGGACAAAAGAAUGUCCUUGAAGUAUAUGAGUUUUAAGUUCUGUUAAUAGAUGGUGCUUGGAUUUCCUACUUGGGGUAAAAUCCUGUCAGGAGCCUGCAGGGAAGAGGGGUGAUGGGUAGGGACUUGGCCGUCCCGCCUUCCCUGCUCUGACUCCAUCCAGUGCCACCAAAUAUUCAACAUCUUUGAGGCUGAAAACACCUCACAUUACAGCAGGAGGGAAAAAUGUUCUAAAAAGUUGGCCGUCAGUUUCUGCCGUCUGAAUGUACCACAUUACCACGUCUCCUGUGUGCUCCCUGAGGUCCUUGGUUUCCAUACUAUUCUGAGGAGGCCCAAGGAGUACUUGAAGAUGUAAUCCGUAUCUAUUUUUUUACAUAUUUAAAAAAAAAACAAAAAAUUACCCAAUUUACGUUGUCAGUCAAACCUAUCACAUUGGAGGCUAUCAAAGUAUUACCUUGAUUCUGUAAGUAAGUUGUUUUUGUACAGGUCUCGAAUGAAUUGCUUCUGCCAUUUAUUUGCACAUAGGUGUUCUUUUUGCAAGUGGGACUGAUGAGUCAGUCUUGUCAAUGUCCCUGAUGCGGCGUUCAGUCCUGCGCAUGCGCCCUGUGCUAGAAUUGUAAUUCACCAGUCUUGCAGCUGCAAUUUCCAGUUGUGCGAGAGCAAGUUAGUGCACUCACGUGGUUCACGGUAAUAAUAUUCUGUCAGGGAGUGGUUGGCCCUUUGCGUUUUCAGUCUCUCUAUUGACUUCAAUUUUUGUGAUACACAAUGUGAAGUUGUUAGAUGUUGUUAGUGUUUAUCGUGGAAAACACUUGCUGUGACAAUUCCUUUCAAAUUCCUGCAUGAGUCUCACCAAAGAGGCAGGAGAAAAGAAAAAAGCGGUUUCCACUUGUUACUAUUCAUCCGCGUGCAUCACGGGUUUCCUUGGCGUGUGCAGAACGGAACGCGGGAGCGGCCUGGACUCGGUGACGGAAGCCUGCCGCGUUCCAGCGCCUGACUUCAAAAUGGGGUCCUUUUGGGCUUCAUCGUGUGAACAAAUUGAUAGCAUGGUCAGUAAUUGUCAGUGUAUAUGUUAUGAAAUAAAGUUUAGCGAAUUAAA